UUCUUGUCACUUGAACUAUAUCACAUGUUCCAAGUUCCAAAAUCAGCCUUUCUGAAUAGAGAAGAGAGACAAAAUAGUCCGCGAAAUCUCCAAAAUGACCUUUAACAUAACCGCCGUGAAAACCUCAUCCAACGGAGCAUGGCAAGGCGACAAUCCCUUGAACUUCGCGUUUCCGUUACUCAUCAUCCAAACGGCGUUAAUCAUCGCCGUCAGUCGCUCCCUCGCCAUCCUCUUCAAACCCCUUCGCCAACCUAAAGUCAUCGCUGAGAUCGUCGGAGGGAUCUUGUUAGGACCGUCUGCUUUAGGACGAAACACGACGUACAUGGACCGUAUCUUCCCGAAAUGGAGCAUGCCGAUACUCGAAUCCGUCGCGAGCAUAGGCCUCCUCUUCUUCCUCUUCCUCGUCGGUCUCGAGCUCGACUUAUCAUCCAUCCGCCGAAGCGGGAAACGCGCGUUCGGAAUCGCGGUCGCGGGAAUCACGCUCCCGUUUCUCGGCGGCGUCGGAGUCGCGUUUGUGAUCCGCAGCACUCUCUACACCGCCGUCGAUAGACCGGGGUACGCCGAGUUUCUCGUUUUCAUGGGUGUAGCGCUCUCCAUCACGGCUUUCCCUGUGUUGGCGCGUAUCUUGGCGGAGCUCAAGCUUCUGACGACGCAGAUCGGAGAAACCGCGAUGGCUGCAGCCGCUUUCAACGAUGUAGCCGCGUGGAUUUUACUCGCUUUAGCGGUUGCGUUAGCGGGUAACGGUGAAGGCGGUGGGGAGAAAAAGAGUCCGUUGGUGUCGCUGUGGGUUCUGUUAUCAGGUGUCGGAUUUGUUGUUUUUAUGUUGGUUGUGAUCCGACCCGGAAUGAAAUGGGUCGCGAAGCGCGGAUCUCUUGAAAACGGCGUCGUACGAGAGUCUUUCGUGUGUUUGACGUUAGCUGGUGUUAUGGUUUCCGGUUUCGCGACGGAUUUGAUUGGGAUUCAUUCUAUUUUCGGAGCGUUUGUGUUCGGUUUGACUAUACCGAAAGAUGGGGAGUUUGGUCAGAGAUUGAUUGAACGGAUUGAGGAUUUUGUCUCCGGUUUACUAUUGCCGCUUUAUUUCGCGACGAGUGGAUUGAAAACUGACGUGGCGAAGAUCAGAGGAGCUGUGUCGUGGGGGAUGUUGGGUCUUGUCGUGGUUACGGCUUGCGUUGGAAAGAUCGUCGGGACUUUUGCAGUGGCGGUGAUGGUUAAGGUUCCUGCGAGAGAAGCGUUGACACUUGGUUUCUUGAUGAACACGAAAGGUUUGGUGGAGCUCAUUGUACUCAAUAUAGGCAAGGAGAAAAAGGUGCUAAACGACGAGACGUUUGCGAUACUAGUGCUAAUGGCACUCUUCACAACGUUCAUUACAACGCCGACUGUAAUGGCCAUUUACAAGCCGGCACGUAGUACCCACCGCAAACUAAAGGACUUGUCGGCGAGCGAGGACUCCACCAAGGAAGAGCUUCGCAUCCUCGCCUGCCUCCAUGGUCCAGCCAAUGUAUCAUCUCUUAUCUCUGUCAUCGAGUCCAUCCGAACCACCAAGAUGCUGCAGCUAAAACUAUUCGUCAUGCACCUCAUGGAACUAACGGAACGAUCUUCAUCAAUCAUAAUGGUGCAAAAAGCCCGUAAAAACGGAUUUCCUUUCGUCCAGCGUUACCGUCAUGGAGAGUGCCACAGUAACGUCAUAGGAGGCUUCCAAGCCUACCGUCAACUAGGUCGAGUCGCGGUCCGCCCUAUUACCGCAGUCUCUCCUUUACACACAAUGCACGAAGACAUAUGCCACAUGGCAGAGACCAAGAGGGUCACAAUGAUCAUUUUACCUUUCCACAAACGUUGGAACGUUGAUCAUGGUCAUGACCACCAUCGCCACCAAGACGGAGGAGAUGGAAACGUACCGGAAAACGUCGGUCAUGGCUGGAGAUUAGUUAACCAGAGGGUUUUGAAGAACGCACCAUGUUCCGUGGCGGUUCUUGUUGACCGUGGACUUGGCUCCAUCGAGGCCCAAAGUUCGAACAUUGAUAGCUCUAAUGUGGUUGAAAGGGUUUGUGUGAUUUUCUUUGGUGGUCCUGACGACCGUGAGGCUUUAGAGCUCGCCGGGAGGAUGGCGGAGCAUCCUGCGGUUAAAGUUACUCUCAUUAGGUUUUUGGUGAGAGAAACGUUGAGGAGUAACGCCGUCACGUUACGGCCAGCACCGAGUAAAUGCAAGGAGAAGAAUUAUGCCUUCUUGACAACCAACGUGGAUCCAGAAAAAGAAAAGGAAUUAGAUGAAGGAGCAUUAGAAGAUUUCAAGAGCAAAUGGAAAGAAAUGGUAGAGUACAAAGAAAAGGAACCAAACAACAUAAUUGAAGAAGCAUUGUCAAUAGGACAGAGUCAAGGCUUUGAUCUCAUAGUGGUUGGAAGAGGGAGAUUACCGUCCGCCGAGGUGGCGGCGUUAGCUGAGCGUCAGGCCGAACAUCCUGAAUUAGGUCCUAUUGGGGACGUGCUUGCUUCUUCGAUCAACCACAUCAUCCCAUCAAUACUUGUGGUUCAGCAACACAACAAAGCUCAUGUGGAGGAGAUGACGGUUUCCAAAAUUGUUAAUGAGUCUUCUCUAAGUAUUAAUGGAGAUACAAAUGUAUGAACAUAAGAUGUUGAUGUAGCUAGUUGAACUUUGUCUUAGUGGUUAAUUAAAGUGGUAUGAAUUGUAGAAAGAUCGUUCUACCUAAAAUAAAUAAAUAACCAUGAUUAUGCUUCAAAUUGCAUCUUGUGAGAUGUAAUUAGUAGUGAUUGUAGAUAAUGAUUAUGCAGUAUAAUGUGAAUAAUUAUUGUAUGGA
Molecule: messenger RNA, 2813 nt
Organism: Raphanus sativus (radish)
Lineage: Eukaryota; Viridiplantae; Streptophyta; Magnoliopsida; Brassicales; Brassicaceae
Product: cation/H(+) antiporter 20
Biological process (GO): proton transmembrane transport; regulation of pH
Cellular component (GO): membrane; endomembrane system
Molecular function (GO): antiporter activity
Source: RefSeq, a predicted model, not a curated record